This is a messenger RNA of Sus scrofa (pig), 4506 nucleotides long. It is a transcript of the gene ZFP1, whose product is annotated as ZFP1 zinc finger protein. Gene Ontology annotation, biological process: regulation of cytokine production; regulation of immune system process; negative regulation of transcription by RNA polymerase II. Gene Ontology annotation, cellular component: PcG protein complex; transcription regulator complex; nucleoplasm. The record is from RefSeq and is a predicted model, not a curated record. Gene Ontology annotation, molecular function: DNA-binding transcription repressor activity, RNA polymerase II-specific; RNA polymerase II cis-regulatory region sequence-specific DNA binding. Lineage: Eukaryota; Metazoa; Chordata; Mammalia; Artiodactyla; Suidae.
GGAUUAUUUUGGUAAGCCCUCCUCCGACCCGCUAAACAAGGUGAAGACUUUCCUGAGAGUCCCUACGGCGCGGCCCCGCAGCCUUAUGGGAGAUGUAGUCCCGAAGUUCGAUGGCCCACCCCUCGGCAGACCCUGGGACCGCGAACAACCCUGCAUCUGCGCAUGUGCGAUGCAGCGAGCGCGCCGGUAGCCGCCCUUCCCCCACCUCCAGCCGCGAGUGGGUGACAGGGCCCCGGUCUCCGCGUCUUAGCCGCCCUGCGCCCUGACCCGGCCUGGCACUGAGCCACGAGCGGAGACUGUGCUCCUCCAGUUCUUCCUUCAUAGUUCUCUGCCCAAAAGCUGCAGAAAAUGAGCAAAUCCGAGAAUGAAUAGCAAUAUGCCAUUUCAGGGAUCAGUUUCAUUCACGGAUGUGACUGUGGACUUCACCCAGGAGGAAUGGGAGCAACUGGACCCCUCUCAGAGGAUCCUCUACAUGGAUGUGAUGCUGGAGAAUUAUAGCAACUUACUUUCAGUGGAGGUAUGGAAGGCUGAUGACCAGAUGGAGAAGGACCACAGAAACCCAGAUGAGCAGGCAAGGCCAUUUAUAAUCUUUAAGAACCAAACCCCAAUUGAAGAAAGAGAUCAUCAUCUCUUUGGCAAAACGUUUAAUCUUAGCACAGACUUUGUUUCUUUAAGACAAGUACCGUAUAAAUACGACUUAUAUGAAAAAACUUUGAGAUACAAUUCAGACUUACUUAAUAGCAAUAGAAGCUAUCUACGAAAGAAAGCUGACGACUGUAAUGGAUUUGGCAAAGCCCUCCUCUAUGUGAAGCAGGAGAAACCCCAUACUGGAAUGGACUACCCUGAAUAUAGUAAAAGUGGAAAAGCCUUCAGCCAUAAAGAAGCCAUUUUUAAACACCAGAAAAUUAGAAAUUUGGUACAACCUUUUAUCUGUAAUUAUUGUGACAAGGCUUUCUCAUUUAAAUCACUCCUCAUUAGUCAUAAGAGAAUACAUACUGGAGAAAAACCUUAUGAAUGUAAUGUGUGCAAGAAAACCUUCUCCCAUAAGGCGAACCUCAUUAAGCAUCAGAGAAUUCAUACUGGGGAGAAACCCUUUGAAUGUCUUGAAUGUGGAAAAGCUUUCACCCACCAGUCAAACCUCAUUGUACACCAGAGAGCACAUAUGGAAAAGAAGCCCUACGAAUGCAGUGAGUGUGGCAAGACAUUUGCCCAGAAGUUUGAACUUACUACACACCAGAGAAUUCAUACUGGAGAACGACCCUAUGAGUGUAACGAAUGUGCAAAAACGUUCUUUAAGAAAUCAAACCUCAUUAUACACCAGAAAAUUCACACAGGGGAGAAACGCUAUGAGUGCAGUGAAUGUGGAAAAUCCUUUAUCCAGAACUCACAGCUUAUUAUACACAUGAGAACUCAUACAGGAGAGAAACCCUAUGAAUGUACUGAAUGCGGCAAAACCUUCAGCCAGAGGUCAACCCUGAGAUUACAUUUGCGAAUCCAUACAGGCGAGAAACCGUAUGAGUGUUCUGAAUGUGGGAAAGCCUUCAGCAGGAAGUCUCGACUCAGUGUCCAUCAGAGAGUUCAUACGGGGGAUAAACCCUGAGACUGCAGCCAGCUUGUACUGGGGAGAGCCCAUGUGGAGGUGCUGUAGGAACGUGGGCGCUCAUACAGAGAUAUAAUCUAUCAGCUCAGAAAUGCGCAAAAAUGGAGUCUUCUGAGAGCAAUGUUGUACUGCAAGUUAGAUGAGAAACCCAGCUAAAUAAUACAUAUCAGCAUAUCUCCAGCUGUAAAUAAACAAACUUACCUGUAUUACAGUGAGCUUUUAAAAAUCGGGAAUGAAUUCUCCCAUCAUGACAUAUUCCGGGCAGCAGUGUACGGAAUCUAGAGACAGGACACUAGGAAGUCGGUGGUUAUGUGCGGGAGCAUGCCACCACACACACUGCAGUCUGCACGUGUAAAUUUAACUCCGGCACCGGGAGUUUGAAAUUCUUGUCCUGAUAGUCAGGACGCAUCAAGAUUUUCCAUACUGAACAUCACAUGUGUUUCAUUAUCUUCACAACCCAGGAUGCAUUCCAAAUGAAGUAUCUAACAGGUUUUAGUAGCAUAUAGCCUCUGUGUUCUCUCCUCCUGCUUGCUGGCAUGUAGAAGUUGGUAUGACCAUGGUUAACUGAGCUACCUCCUCAGUCAACAGAAGACCGUACUGGUGAAGUUGGAACCUUCCGGGUUUGCCGAAGAUUUCUUACAAGUCUCACUGACAUAAAUAUGCAAGUGUGAGGUGAUUAAGAGAAAUUGGAGAGGGUGGAAGGAGGCAGAGGUGGCUUCUGUCACUCAGUGUGCACCACAGAAUAAACGGGCUGUGUAAAGAAUAGCCAUACCACUGUGCUGUCUCUAUCUUUCAGUGGGGUGUUUACAGACAGAUGCAUGUCUUUUUACCAAAAUAUUGUAUAACCCAGAAACGACUUGUAUUUUUGUGUGUUUCCGUAUUUCUCUUAAUAUUUUAUAAAUUGUCUUGCAAAAAAUAGAAUGCGUGUGUAGUUCACAAAUGUUACAUUUCAGAGACUGUAGGGAAAAAGUAAUUUAUUUUAAGAAAUUGUCAAUAAAUGUCUUACUGCUUUUUAAAAUUUCCACGUGCAUAGUCCACUUCAGAAAUUUUUUUUUUUUUUUUUUUUUUUUGUCUUUUUGCCUUUUUUAGGGCCCCUUCCUGCGGCAUAUGGAGCUUCCCAGUCUAGGGGUCCAAUCAGAGCCGUAGCCACCGGCCUAUGCCAGAGCCAGAGCAACGGGGAUCCGAGCUGCGUCUGCAACCUACACCACAGCUCACGGCAACGCCGGAUCCUCAACCCACUGAGCAAGGCCAGGGACCGAACCCACAACCCCAUGGUUCCUAGUCGGACUCGCCAACCACUGUGCCACGACGGGAACUCCCAGAAAUAAAUUUUUGCAAUAGUCUGUUUAUAGGAGGCAUUUCUGGAGCUCCUGCUGUGGCACAGCAGGAUUGACAGCUCUUGGGAGUGUUGGGAUAUGGAUUCGAUCCCCGGUCCAGCACUUUGGGUUAAGGAUCCAGCCUUGCCGCAUCCUCGGCUUAGCUGAAGACUGUGGCUUGGAUCUGAUCCCUGGCCUGGGAGUUCCAUAUGCCGCAGGGCAGCCAAAAAUGGGGGGAAAGAAAUCCUACUUCAAUGAGUUUGACUGCUGUCAACCAAAAGCAUUUUUCUUUAGGACCUAACUUGGUAUAUAAGUCAUGUCUUUGCUUUAAAGGCUCACAAACAUUUGAAAAGUUAGACUUUUCAGUGAUCGCUCCUUAUGUAGUUGUUUAAUGAUUAACCUAAAUUUUUUUUGCUUUUUGCCUAACUCAGAUAUACCAUUUUAGGGUUGAUUUCAGAUUUACAAUUCCUUUUUUUAUCAAUCACAAAUCAUGCGUUAGAAUUGUAAAUGGUAACCAAAACUGGCUUUUUUCUUGCACUUAUUUUUGAAGAUUAUUGAUAUGCUGUGACUGUAUAAGAACAUGAUUUUCUAAACAAAAUUAUCAGAAUAUCUGUAGUCUAGUAAGUCUUUGUCAUUCUAAAUUGUCAUCUACUAAUAGCAAGGAAGCAGGAGAGAGGUUAAGUUCUUUCAGUGCUGUUAGAAAUAUAAAUUGUAACAACCUCCUUGGAAAUCAUCUUAACACUGUUUUUUAACAUUAAGAAUGUACACAGUUGACUCUGGGACAACACAGGUUUGAACUGCACAGGUCCACUUAUACACGGAUCUUUCUCAGCAAAUACAUCCUACAAGACUACACCAUCCCCACUGGUUGACUCUGUAGAUGCAGAACCUCAGAUUCAGAGCACUGGCCUAAGUUACACUCGGGUUUUCAACUGCACAGAGGGUCAGUGCUCCUGACGUUGUGCUGUUCAGGGGCCAACGACUCUUGAACCCAGCAGACUCCCUUCUGAAAAUUUAUCCCUAAGAAAAAAAGUGCCAGUACCCAAGAUGAUAUGUUUGUCAAGGUAUACUGUAUUUUUUGGUAAGGACAAAAAAAGGAAACUGACUGACCAUCAGUAAGGGAAUGAUUGAAUCAACUGUGGUGAAGAUAUGCCAUGGCUGGAUGGUAUUCCAUGAGCAAGGGUGUGGAGGGGCAAAUGCCACCAGGUCAGAUUGGGGGGGAGUGGACGGAGGGAGCGGCAGAAAGAGAGAGGGAAAAACUUGUGUGUAUAUUGUGUAUUUAUAUAUGACUCUAUGGGCCUGGAGGAUAGCAAUUCUCUAAAGUCAAAAGAUACAAUUAACAUUACUUUCAAUGUAAAAUUAUUCACGCAUUCCUUAGUCUCUAAGUUAAUACUUGUUCAUACUAGAAUACCACCAUGACCCAUUAAAAUGGACACGGUUAGUUAACUUAUGAACCUUAGUUAACAUAGCACAAUACAAGGCAGUUCUCUUACUGUGUACAACGGCCAGCUGCUGUGCUCCAGCUCCACCCUUCACGGCUGGUGUACACCUGUGCCUGUGUUCUCAAUAAAAGCAAUAUUUGACAUUCAU